CUUCAGUCUCCCAUCCAGUGUUCCAUGAUAAUGUAACAUCCCCGCAGUCCAGAUUCACAGAUUAUGGCCAGGACAACCCCCUCUUGCAGUCGGGAGGCGACAGAGACGGAGACGGAGACGGAGACGACGUGGACGAGGAUCUCUCACGUCAACCCAUCCCAAUCCCCACCCCGCGUUCUGACCCGACUGUAUGUCUCCCACUUCCUCUCAACAUGGAACUCGCGCAUGUUCGAAUUCGGCGCCGUGCUGUUCCUCGCCUCCAUCUUUCCGGGCACCUUACUCUACGCCUCCGUCUACGCCCUGAUCCGCUCCCUCUCCGCUGUCCUCUUGUCCUCGUGGCUGGGUGGGGCGAUUGACCGGUCUGAUCGGUUGAGGGCUGUGAGGGGUUCGAUUCUAUGGCAGCGCAUCCCUGUUGCUGUGUCGUGUCUGUGCUUCGUGGCGUUGCUUACGAUGGAGCUGGAGAUCUCUACCUCGGCACCAACGACGCUCCGCUCUCUGCUUCUCUUUGCGGGGACCGUUGUCCUCGCUUGCGUUGAAAAACUUGCUGCCGUGGCGAAUACGGUUGCGGUUGGGAGGGAUUGGGUCAUCGUCAUCUCCGACGCACUGGCGAUCCCGAAACAAGACCUUAAUGCGUCCAUGCGGAGAAUCGAUCUCUCUUGCAAGCUCUUGGCCCCGGUCGUUAUCUCCCUCGUUGAUGGGUUCUCGACGCGCGUGGCUGUGUGGACUGUCUUCGGGGUGAAUGCCUUGUCUGUUGGCGUGGAGUAUGUGACCGUUAAGCAGGUGUAUCUCGCUGUUCCACAGCUGGAGCGUUGUGCGAGGAGGGGCGGGGUUGAUGAGACCCAGGAUGGGAACAAUGAGAGGAGAGAUACCAUGCAGGGUCUAGCAACGCGGGUAUCACGAUGCGUUCGAAAUACCGCAGCCCCAUGGCGCGAGUACCUCGCCAGCCCGGUCUUCCUGGCGUCUUUUGCGCUCAGUCUGCUCUACCUCACCGUGCUUUCCUUUGGCACCACCAUGGUCACCUACCUCCUCCACACGGGGUUCACGCCGCUGCAGGUCAGCGCGAUGAGAAUCGGCGCCGUCGCCGCAGAGCUGUCCGGGACAUGGGCCGCCCCGUACAUCAUGAGCAGGAUUGGCCCGAUCCGGUCGGGCCUGUGGUUCCUCAAUUGGCAGUUUGGAUGUCUGGCAUCCGCUGUAGCCGCCUUUGCUUAUUUCGAUGGCCAGUCGAAGGUCGUCGCUGUCAGUCUCAUCGUCGGGGUGGCUCUCAGUCGGAUAGGGCUUUGGGGGUUUGAUCUCUCGGUGCAGUUUCUGGUCCAAGAGGGUGUUGACGAACACGCCCGCGCGCGCUUCUCAUCCACCGAGAUGGCGCUGCAGAGUAUCUUCGAGCUCCUCUCGUUUGCGACUACCAUUGCUUUCCAUCUUCCCGAGCAGUUCAAGUAUCCGGUGUAUGUCAGCUACGGGGGCAUUGCAAUGGCUGCUGUCUGCUUUGCGACGUAUGUUCGUAAGGAACGCGGACAUUUGCUGCACAUGGAUAAGUGCUUUGGGGUGGAUAAGAAGCGGAUUCCGGAGAGGCAAGGGAUUCUUCAUGGUGCGUGAUAAGAUAUAGAUAGGAUACAGGGAUAUAUAGGAUACUGUUACAAUGCGAUAUAGAAAAGAGUGGAG
This is a messenger RNA of Aspergillus heteromorphus CBS 117.55, 1659 nucleotides long. RefSeq names its product putative iron-regulated transporter. Gene Ontology annotation, molecular function: iron ion transmembrane transporter activity. The coding region runs from base 226 to 1593 and encodes 455 amino acids. The record is from RefSeq and is a predicted model, not a curated record. Gene Ontology annotation, cellular component: membrane. Lineage: Eukaryota; Fungi; Ascomycota; Eurotiomycetes; Eurotiales; Aspergillaceae. Gene Ontology annotation, biological process: iron ion transmembrane transport. The transcript is spliced from 6 exons.